This is a messenger RNA of Humulus lupulus (European hop), 2357 nucleotides long. Its product is annotated as ankyrin repeat-containing protein ITN1-like. NCBI's taxonomy places the organism in Eukaryota, Viridiplantae, Streptophyta, Magnoliopsida, Rosales, Cannabaceae. The record is from RefSeq and is a predicted model, not a curated record. Gene Ontology annotation, molecular function: protein binding. The transcript is spliced from 7 exons. Bases 393 to 2198 code for a protein of 601 amino acids.
AUUUCAUUUGUAAACCCUCUCUCUCUCUCCACCAUUCUUUCUCAAUCCCUCUCUCCUCUGUUCUCCUCUGUUUGCUCCUCCUUUUUUUUUUCUAGCCUCGCCUUUCAAGUUUCAUCUCUACCUACUCACCAUUUUUGUUGGUUUUGUGUUUGAAUCAUUGGUUUUCAAGUUUUUGGAUUUGUCCUAAAAUGGCAAUCACGUGAUUAGGGUUUGGAUCCCCUUCUUCUAAAGAACCUCCCAUUACUUCUUCAAGUGGUGCUAAAAAAAUGAAGAGGAAAGCUUUCCUCUCUCAAAUGAAAAGUGAAAAUCAACUGCAAAAAGCAUAAGUUAAGUCUACAAUUGUUGCUGCUAGUAAGAGGAUGGAUCGAAACUCAUAAAUCAAUAUAUUGAAGAUGGCAUCCUCAUCCUCAUCCUCAAAUGAUGAGUGGUUUGAAGCUGCCGGAGAAGGGAAUUUAGAUGUUGUGAAGAAAUUGGUUGAAGCCAACCGUGAAAUAGUGAGAGCAAGACAUCAACGUACCCAGGAGACGGCUCUCCAUAUUGCAGCCAGCAACGGCCAUGUGGAUAUUGUAGAAGAGUUGGUUUCCAAAAUGGAAGAAAAAGAUUUAGAAAUGAAGGAUAAUCAGAAAUGGACGGCUCUUGCAUCAGCUACAAGGAGUGGAAUCACCAGAAUUGCCAAGUGUUUGGUUCAAAAGAACAGUAGCUUAGUUAGCAUGGAGUGUGGUCAUGGUGAACAUAGUAACCUACCACUUGUAUGGGUACUCACCUAUGGUCACAAGGACAUGGGUCGAUAUAUGUACGCUAUCACGCCAAUCGAACAAUUGUCCCCGCCACACAACAAGUCACGUGGAGCUAGGGUCCUCCAGAUGAGUAUAGAGGCGCAAUGGUAUGAUGUUGCUUUGCAAUUAGUUGAGCGUUGUCCAGAGCUGGUUGAGGACAGGAAUGUCAUCUUCUCAUUCGCUACUAAUAGAGACUUUACUGCCUUUCCGAGUGGAUGUCGACUCAAAUUUUGGCAGCAAUGGAUGUAUGACUACUGUAUUGAGACACCAGAAAAUGUUGAUGCGAAAAGUGACAUUAGCAUAAAUGUCCCGACCAUAGAAGAUAGCCAAAGUUCGAGAAGCAGUACAUUUCAACAACGUUUUAAUUCAGUUCUCCUUAAAACUCUAGGAAUAAAGAGUAUCCAAGAAAUGAAAUUACGGCAUCAUUACUCGUCGAGAUUGCUAAAAAGCAUCUGCCAAGAGAUAAAAACUUUAUACAGGGUGAAUGGAACGAUCUCAGUAUAUCCGGCCUUUUACAAAUCUGCCGAAGGAGGAGUCGUUGAUAUCUUUGUUGGUUUAGCAAAGACAAAUCCUCAACUUGUGCUUUAUUAUAAUGGUGAAGGGAGGAAUGUUUUCAUGGCAGCAAUUGAACAUCGGCAACCACAAAUAUAUUGCCUUCUGCAUGGGGUUUCUACAAGAAAAGUAACGAUAGCAUCGGUGGAUUGUGCACUUAAUACCAUGCUACACAUGGCUGGAUUGUUGGCCCCUUCUAAUCAACUUAACAAAAUCCCUGGUGCCGCAUUGCAAAUGCAAAGUGAGCUACAAUGGUUUAAGGAAAUUGAGUCAAUUACUUUGCCGAAACAUUUAUAUUAUAAGAACCGUGAUGGACUGACACCACGAGAGCUGUUUACGAAAGAACACAAAGAGUUGAUGAAAGAUGGAGAACAGUGGAUGAAAGACACAGCGAGUUCUUGCAGUCUGGUAGGCUCUCUCAUCGCUACCAUAAUGUUUGCUGUAGCUUUCACUGUUCCGGGAGGCAACGACCAAAACACAGGCUUUCCAAUGUUUUUACACAAAAAGUUAUUUAAGAUUUUCAUAAUAUCGGAUGCUAUAUCACUCUUCUCGGCCACAGCCUCGGUGUUAAUGUUUUUGGGAAUGCUUACAUCGCGUUAUGCAGAAGAUGAUUUCCUCAAAUCCUUGCCCACAAAGAUAGUGAUAGGCCUUCUCACACUUUUCAUAUCUAUCGCAACAAUGACAAUCGCAUUUUGUGCUGCCCUUUUAAUUGUGUUCAGCAAAAACUCUGCGUUUAUCGUUACUCUCUUCUUGCUUGCUGGACUUCCGAUUACUUUGUUUGGGUGGAUGCAGUUUCCUCUUCUUGUACAGAUUGUCAAUUCCACCUAUGGACUAAGCAUUUUUAACCGGAAUGUUAAACGCUGGUUGUAGCUUUUAACCAGCGUGUGUGUGCAUGAAAUCAAAUUACAUUUAGUUUUCAUUUUCCAUUUCAAGUAUUGAUCAUUACCGGUGCAAUGACACUCUUGUAUUAUUUAUUUUAAUGGCUUGUACCACAUAUAUAUUCAUAAUCCUCGGAGAAUUGACUUUCUA